Molecule: messenger RNA, 2335 nt
Organism: Drosophila teissieri
Lineage: Eukaryota; Metazoa; Arthropoda; Insecta; Diptera; Drosophilidae
Gene: GlcT
Product: ceramide glucosyltransferase
Biological process (GO): glucosylceramide biosynthetic process
Cellular component (GO): membrane
Molecular function (GO): ceramide glucosyltransferase activity
Source: RefSeq, a predicted model, not a curated record
CGCUGCCAACACUGCGCCUUUAUUGCAGUUUUAUUUGGCAAACGAACGCGACGCGAGGUCUGCAAAAUGUUUAAAGCGCGAGAAACGGCCAACCAGUGAUUGCACCUCGAUUGAUCCGUUCGAUCCGAUCUGAUCUCGCAAUCGGGCAGCGCAAAACCGCAGGGCAACCGCAGCAAAUGCCAUCGUGAAUAGAAACGCCCAUCCACACAGGCACACGAACGGGGAUUUGGAUUUCAGUUUGGACUCGGAGUCACCACACACGCACACACCCGCGCGGACCCUUGGAGCACCACCCGCACAAACACACACACACACACACAGACACACACGCCGCACACCCCACCAGCCACACGCACACCCGCAACGAUGUCACACCUACCUUUGCCGCUUUAUGGCUUCGCGGCAUUCUUUAUGGUUUUCUGGCUGGGCACCUGGAUGGUGCAUGUGAUAGCCAUUUGCUACGGCCGCUACAAGUUGCACAAGAAGUCCUGCAAGCUGCCCACAGAGGCACAACCCCUGCCAGGUGUCUCCAUUCUCAAGCCGCUCAUGGGCGUGGAUCCAAAUCUGCAGCACAACCUGGAGACCUUCUUCACCAUGGACUAUCCGCUGUACGAGCUGCUCUUCUGCGUCGAGGACAAGGAGGACCCGGCCAUACAGCUGGUCGAGCGACUGCUGGCCAAGUACCCGCUGGUGGACGCCACCCUCUUUGUAGGUGGCUCCGACGUGGGCGUCAACCCCAAGAUAAAUAACAUCCAUCCAGGUUAUAUGGCCGCUAAGUACGACUUUGUGAUGAUCUCAGACAGCGGCAUCAAGAUGAAGGACGACACGCUGCUGGACAUGGUGCAGAACAUGUCCGACAAGCACGCCCUGGUCCACCAGAUGCCCUUCACCAGCGACCGGGACGGAUUUGCUGCCACCUUCGAGAAGGUCUUCUUCGGCACGGUGCAGAGCAGAAUCUAUCUAUCGGCGGAUGUGCUGGGCAUCAACUGCCACACAGGCAUGUCUUGUCUGCUGCGCAAGGCGGUCAUCGACCAGCUGGGCGUGCGAGCCUUUGGCUGCUACUUGGCCGAGGAUUUCUUCAUCGCGCGCAGUGUAACGCGAUUGGGCUGGAAGAUGCGCAUCUCCAACCAGCCAGCGCUGCAGAACAGUGGUCUCUGUGACAUCGGAAGCUUCCAGGCGCGGCUCAUUCGAUGGGCCAAGCUGCGCGUGGCCAUGGUGCCCACCACCAUACUGCUGGAGCCGCUCUCCGAGUGCAUGAUCCUCGGCGCCAUUGCCGCCUGGUCCGCAUCCGUGCUGUUCAGUUGGGAUCCGCUGGUGUUCUACCUGGUGCACGUGCUGUGUUGGUUCCUGUCCGACUGGCUGCUGCUCUCCAUUGUCCAGCACGGCUCGAUGCCGUUCCACAAGUUCGAGUUCGUCGUCGGCUGGCUGUUCAGAGAGCUGACCGGACCCUAUCUGUUCCUGCACGCCCUCUGGAAUCCGGCCAUCCGUUGGCGCGCCCGCACCUACAAGCUUCACUGGGGCGGAGUGGCCUACGAACUGAACAGCCCCGCCACCGAUGCUGCCAACGACCCGCUGACGCCACAGCCACAGCCCGCACCCACGUUAGAGCCUGCGGUAGCCAACGCGGGAACAACGGUGGACACGCUGAUCUGCACGGGCGCCAAGCAGCGACUGCUGGUGUCGUAGCACCUAAUAGUUAAGUUUGUUAUUUUGUACUUGUGAGCGAACCAACUCAGCGGACUGCAAGCGACUGGCGGGCGGCGUCUAGCGUCUGGUAGUAGUAUUAUUAGCUGAACCUUAGUCACUACGUAAGUCUAGACUUAAAGCUGUAAAAAUGGCGAAUGCGGAGCGGCAUCCACGCACUCCACCAGGACGUGAAGCACGGCAGGCGGAGCUAGAUUAGUUUAGAGACACAGUUUAGACGACGAGCGUAUCGCUGCGAUUGCUCGCCAAAGAUUUAGAUGUAGGCGUUCGAGCAGAUCGACCCGGGCGCAUUUUGGUGGCUUCAUGGAAACUGGUUAAUGAUGCUUUGUGUAUAUAUAUAUAUAGCGUACAUAUUUGGUAGCCAGCCUGUACAGACGUUAGCCCUAGUUAGCAAUAUGAUUUCGUUAGUUCUCCCCGCUUCUGUUGUUGCUUUAUUGAGUUGUAAUUAUUUAUUUUGGCCAAGCACACUAGGUAUACUGUUAUCGCUAAGCCUAUACUUAUGAUUACUUUUGGUUAAGUUGUUUGUGUUGUUUUCUGUUUGUCCCAGCUGCUGUACAUAAGCGCCAAAAGGGAAUGCCAUUGAAUAAAUCAAGUCGAAUCGAAUCGAAACGAUCGUGAGAAUGAAAACCCA